GCAACAAGCGCUAUCAAUUUAAAUCUAUACUUUUCAGUACGCUUUAAAGUGUGUUUUACGGGAACUAUUUCACAAAUACAAAGAUAAAAAUGCUUCUGUUUCAUUUAAAAUGGGGAUCAGUACGUUUUUAAAUUAUUCUAAUUAGGAAGCAAGCUGCUCUUGCUGGCGGGUCCAUCAAAAUAAUUGCUUUUAUCGCGCUGUAUGUUUCCCUAGACUUUCCGGUACCAAAUGAGUUUUAUUGUGUGGUGUGGCCGAGAUAAGGCCCUCGUCGGGUCUAGGACUAGUGCUAAAUCAAUGUUCUUCUACGAGAAAUUUAGUGAUGUACCAUCGACACCCCACGUGAGCCAGGGCUCACCUGUGAGGUGUCCCCCGACCAAGCCCAGCAUGGAGAGCCCGAAAAAGUCACCACAAAGCAGCCCUGCACCCGAUAAAUCCACCUUCAAGGUGCAUUUACCAAACGGUGGCUUCAAUGUGGUACGAUAUGGAGACAGUACGGAUAUUAAGGGCAUUAUAUCCACCGUAACGGGGAGGUUGUCAUCAGGAGUACGCGACAAAGGGCUGUAUGCGAUGAGGCUUACCAGACCCCCAUCAGACGACAUAUAUUGGCUACACCAAGACCUUACCAUGCAACAAGUACACGACAAAUACUUGCGGAAGCACCCCAAUGCCGAAUGGCGGUACGAACUUAGAAUUAGGUAUCUUCCAACUAGUCUUCGAAAGCUCUUUGAUAAGGACAACGUCACUUUUCAUUACUACUAUGAUCAGGUCAGGAGCGAUUAUCAUUCCGAUCUACACAAAAAAGUCGACCAAGACGUGGCUGUGCAACUGUGCUGUCUAGAAAUACGAAAAUACCUAAAAGAUACGCCCCCCAGCGGUUUGGAGAAGAAAUUCAGCCUCGAGUACAUCGAACGAGAAGUUGGCUUGCAAAAAUUCAUACCCGGCACUUUGCUAGAAAAAAUCAAAUCAAAAUCUCUCAAGAAAAGCAUCCAGGCCCACUUCAAAAAGAACGUACACAUGAGCGAAUUCGACUGCAUGUUCCAGUACAUGGAAACGUUGAAACACCACACAAACUUCGACCAGGAGAGGUUUGAAGUGGAUUACGGAAGUAGUUUUACCGUGCCUGUGGAGUUGGUGAUUGGGCCGCAUAUUGGGAUACAAGCGUCGCCCACCAAGAAGAUCGAUUUCAACCAGAUCCAAGCAAUACAGACACUGGUCAGCGAUUGCGAGGAGCAUUCGAAGGCCACGUUGCAACUGAAGGUGGCCAGUACGCACGAGGUGUUGUUUUUUACGUGUCCCAGCGUGGACGUUGCGGAGAGUUUGGCGGAUUUGAUCGAUGGGUAUUGUAGGCUGCAUUCGGGAAGUGAGGCUUCGAUCUGGAAUAAGAAAGAUUCUGCGCAAGUCAAAAACAGAAGCGGCAAAGACAAGACAUGCGUGAAUUCGACUGGUACGAUGCUGUCGGAAGAUUACGCUGAAAUUGUCGAAGAAGGAGAUUAUUCAGUACCAGCAGUGAAGGAUUACGAACUGGAUCGUAACCAAAUAGAAUUGGGAGAAAUUUUAGGAGAAGGUCAAUUUGGAGACGUCCACAAAGGCCUCGUUCGUACCAAAGAUGGACACAGUGUUCCCGUAGCCGUCAAAACGUGCAAAGGAGAUGCCGACACUACUGAGAAGUUUUUAGAAGAAGCUUUCAUAAUGCAACGUUUCGACCACCCCCACAUCAUCAAACUGAUAGGCUUCUGUUCCGAGACGCCCGUCUGGAUCGUCAUGGAACUAGCCAAAUUGGGCGAGCUUCGAGCCUACCUCCAGAACAACAAGCACCGCCUGGACCUAUCCGCGCUUCUCACCUACGCCUACCAACUGUCCACCGCGCUCAGCUAUCUGGAAUCGAAGAAAUACGUUCACAGAGACAUCGCGGCCAGGAAUGUGCUCGUUAGUUCGGAUAAGUGCGUUAAAUUGGCCGAUUUCGGGCUGUCGAGGUGGAUGGGGGAAGACCAAAGUUACUAUAAGGCCUCGAAAGGAAAGUUACCUAUUAAGUGGAUGAGUCCGGAGAGUAUUAAUUUUAGGAGGUUUACUACGGCGAGUGACGUGUGGAUGUUUGGAGUAUGUAUGUGGGAAAUCCUGAUGCUCGGCGUGAAACCCUUCCAAGGCGUCAAGAACAACGACGUCAUCGGAAAAAUCGACAACGGCGAGCGUCUACCCCUGCCGGACAAGUGUCCUCCCCGUCUCUAUUCCCUCAUGUCCCAGUGCUGGGCGUACGAGCCUAGCAAGAGGCCCAGUUUCAAGGAUAUUAAGGAAAUCCUCCAGGAAAUACUGCUAGAGGAAAACCAGGCGCAGCAGGAUACGUUACGGCGCGAGACUAGGAGGGUGGCGGCAAUGUCGUGGGGUCCUAUGGAUGAGUCAUGUCCGCCUCCUAAACCUACCAGACACCCGAUGCAAGCUUUGGACUCGUCGUCGCUGGCCUCCCUCGACAUGUCCAAUCCCGUCCCCCAGACCUACAUUGUGGCGCAGAACCCCGAAGUGCUGGCGCACCUGAUGAAGGAGAACGAGACCAGAGGCGUCACCCCGGCAAUGUAUACAGUACCAGCCUCG
Messenger RNA from Sitophilus oryzae (rice weevil), 2586 nucleotides. Its product is annotated as focal adhesion kinase 1-like. Gene Ontology annotation, biological process: signal complex assembly; protein phosphorylation. Gene Ontology annotation, cellular component: cytoskeleton; focal adhesion. NCBI's taxonomy places the organism in Eukaryota, Metazoa, Arthropoda, Insecta, Coleoptera, Curculionidae. The record is from RefSeq and is a predicted model, not a curated record. Gene Ontology annotation, molecular function: protein tyrosine kinase activity; ATP binding.